AUGGCCGGAGACCCCGGCCUCGCGCUGCCAUCUCGACCGCUGCUGCCGGUGCUGCUGCUGGUGCUGGUGGCGGUGACCGGCCCCGCGGCCGCGCAGCACAACUGCACGUGUCCCACCAACAAGAUGACCGUGUGCGAGCUGGACGGCCGCGGGCGCUGCCUCUGCCGGGCGCUCGGCUCCAACUUCGAGGUCAACUGCUCCACGCUGACUUCCAAGUGCCUGCUGCUCAAGGCGCGCGUGAGCGCCCCCAAGGCCGCGCGCGGGCUGGUGAGGCCGAGCGAGCACGCGAUCGUGGACAACGAUGGCCUGUACAACCCCGACUGCGACCACGACGGCCGCUUCAAGGCCCGCCAGUGCAACGGGACGUCUGUGUGCUGGUGCGUGAACUCGGUGGGCGUGCGCCGCACCGACAAGGGCGACCUGAACCUGCGCUGCGACGAGCUGGUGCGCACCCACCACAUCCUCAUCGACCUCCAACACCGCCCGGCCGCCCGCGCCUUCAACCACUCGGACCUGGACUCUGAGCUGCGGCGGCUCUUCCGCGAGCGCUACCGGCUGCACCCCAGAUUCUUGGCGGCGGUGCAUUACGAGGAGCCCACCAUCCAGAUCGAGCUGAGGCAGAACUCUUCGCAGAAGACCCCCGGAGACGUGGACAUCGCCGACGCCGCCUACUAUUUCGAGAGGGACGUCAAGGGCGAGUCGCUGUUCCAGGGCAGGGGAGGCUUGGACAUGCGCGUGCGUGGCGAGCCCCUGAACGUGGAGCGGACGCUCAUCUACUACCUGGACGAGAAGCCCCCUCAGUUCUCCAUGAAGCGCCUCACCGCCGGCCUCAUCGCUGUCAUCGUGGUGGUGGUGGUGGCCCUGGCCGCCUGCAUUGCGGUCCUGGUGAUCACCAACCGGAGGCGGUCCGGGAAGUACAAGAAGGUGGAGAUCAAGGAACUGGGGGAGUUGAGAAAGGAACCCAGUUUGUAGGUACCGGCGGGGCAGGGGGUGGGGACGGGUCCCGGAUUUUUAGCAUGGUUCCUGACCCAAGUGAGUUAGGCUUCUUGACUCCAGGCCCAAGGAGAUAUUUCUCCCCACCCCAAAUUCCUGCCUCCCACCCCACCUCACCAAAUGUAAUAGGUCUUGGCCUCAAGGUCACCUCUGUCUGAAUUCUGUCUUGAAGGAAGCAUUUUCAAAAUUCCUUCCCUUUCGGUCCAACAAGAGUCCUCAGUAGAAGAGUUAAGGAAGGUUUGGCAGAGGGUUAAGAAACCGGUGCCUGUGUGACCCUCCAGCGUGGUUGGCAAGAGAGCAUUCGAUUUUGAAGGCUUAAAAUGAGUUUAGAUGGGAAACAGCGUUUUUACUGUCUUGGGCUUUAAGUUAUUUGAUGGGCUCCACUGGUUCCUUGGCCUUCCUGAGAAGAGGCGUUUGCUAAUUGCCCGCCUAGUAUCAUCUUUACCACCUUCUCUAUCACCAACCGCAAAAUGCUGAUCGCGGGCACAGAAGCCUGUUUCAGCUGCCUGAACACGUUUUCCAUGUCUGUGAGGGCAGACCCUGCCUCGGAAACGGCGUCUACUCUUCAGCUUUCCCUUAAUACAGCUGAUAUUAGUUACUGUUUCUUUUGUAAAAUGUUUGUACAUAUGUUGUCUUUGAUAAUGCUGCUGUGAUUUUUUUUUAAAAAACACAAAUUUAAUAAAAUGUGGAA
Talpa occidentalis (Iberian mole) is the source of this 1684-nucleotide messenger RNA. RefSeq names its product tumor associated calcium signal transducer 2 (gene TACSTD2). NCBI's taxonomy places the organism in Eukaryota, Metazoa, Chordata, Mammalia, Eulipotyphla, Talpidae. Gene Ontology annotation, biological process: positive regulation of stem cell differentiation. Bases 1 to 972 code for a protein of 323 amino acids. The record is from RefSeq and is a predicted model, not a curated record. The transcript has a single exon. Gene Ontology annotation, cellular component: membrane; nucleus.